This is a messenger RNA of Daphnia carinata, 1396 nucleotides long. RefSeq names its product trafficking protein particle complex subunit 13-like. The transcript is spliced from 11 exons. NCBI's taxonomy places the organism in Eukaryota, Metazoa, Arthropoda, Branchiopoda, Diplostraca, Daphniidae. Gene Ontology annotation, cellular component: TRAPPIII protein complex. The record is from RefSeq and is a predicted model, not a curated record. Bases 133 to 1359 code for a protein of 408 amino acids.
GGGUAUUAGUGUAACGAAAGAUUUCGAUGCAAUAGAGGAAAAAGGUCUUUGAGUUUGAGCAAGGGUAUCGUGCAACGAAAUCCUUCGUUGUAAUAGAAUCUACUCAAUAGACUUUACUAUAGAUUAAUCGCAAUGGAAAACAAAGCUGAUCAAGUUCUUUCUAUUAAAGUGAUGAGGUUGUCCCGUCCUCUUUUUACGCAGUGUGACCCUCAUCAUCUGGAAUUUGGAUAUUUGACUGACACAAAACCUUUAUCUGAAGCUGACUGGUUUUCAUUAGCACAUGCGGAUAAUGAUCUGGAUAUGACUCUUUCACCCAGACAUGGAUUACUCCUACCACAAAGUUUUGGAACUAUAUAUUUAGGUGAAACUUUUCAAAGCUACCUUCGUGUACAGAAUGUAGGGUCAUUCUUGGUGUCGAAUAUUUCAAUCAAGGCUGAUCUUCAGACUGCUGCACAAAGACUACCGUUGACUAAAAAAAAAAAUUUAACCCUCGAUCAACUUGAGUCACAACAAUCAACUGACGAUAUCCUAAGUCAUGAAAUAACAGAACUUGGCACACAUAUUUUAGUGUGUGAAGUUUCAUACCAAGUAGGAUUGGGUGAAAUAAUGACAUCCUCCCGCUACUAUAAAUUUCAGGUCUUGAAACCUUUGGAUGUAAAGACAAAGUUCUACAAUGCAGAGUCGGACGAUGUCUAUCUAGAAGCCCAAAUUCAAAACACAACCCUUGACAAACCACUUUGCUUGGAUAAAGUCACCAUGGAACCAUCAAGUCUCUUCGAAGUACAAACUGGUUGGGGCACUUCAUGGUCUAAUGCAUCACACCUGUUUGGUGGGAUUGUAAACAUUGUUCAGCCUGGUGAAAUUCGUCAAUAUUUGCAUUGUUUGAAGCCAAAGCAGGAUGUGCGAAGUAACCUUCGACUGCUAAGAGGAGAAAGUAACAUUGGAAAACUUGAUUUAACCUGGAGAACUACGAUAGGCGAUCGUGGACGAUUGCAAACCAGUCAGCUACAAAGAAUGGUUCCUAACUACGGCGACGUGCGUUUAACGAUUCAAGAGCUUCCGAAUCCGGUAAAGCUGUAUGAAGCAAUCGGUUUCGUCUGCAAAAUAACAAACACUAGUGAGAGGCCAGUCGAACUGAGUUUAAUAUUGGAUAUUCGGUCGAAACCGGCCAUUCUCUGGACUGGUAUAUCAAAUCGACCACUUGAAAAGAUUGAUCCAAAUCACUCUGUUGAAGUUUGCCUACAACUUGUUCCGAUAAUGCCCGGCCUACAAAGCCUUUCCGGAUUAAAACUUAUCGAUCUUUUGCUUAAACGUACAUACGACUAUCCGGAUGUAGCCCAACUUUUAGUGCUUCCUUAAUAAUUCUAUGGCUCACUGAUACACUGAUUUAUGUCCC